This is a messenger RNA of Monosiga brevicollis MX1, 1206 nucleotides long. RefSeq lists its product as uncharacterized. The record is from RefSeq and is a predicted model, not a curated record. NCBI's taxonomy places the organism in Eukaryota, Choanoflagellata, Craspedida, Salpingoecidae. The coding region runs from base 1 to 828 and encodes 275 amino acids. Gene Ontology annotation, molecular function: oxidoreductase activity, acting on single donors with incorporation of molecular oxygen; zinc ion binding; ferrous iron binding. The transcript has a single exon.
AUGUCCUGUUCGGCAAAAGCUGCGUCGGCUUUGACCUGCAUGAUGACCGCGCUUCCCGUGCUGUUCGUGUCCCACGGUGCCCCCACCUUUGUGCUGGAGCCCGGAGUCGCCGGUGCCAACCUGAAUCGCCUCGGCCGUCGCCUAGUCGAGCCAACCAAGCCCUCGGCCAUUGUCGUCGUCUCUGCCCACUGGCAAUCCUCGGGCCUCCGCGUGUCCGCCGCUCCCAUGCCAGAGACCAUUCAUGACUUUGGCGGCUUCCCUCGUGAAAUGUAUGAAAUGCAGUACCCCGCGCCCGGCGCCCCCGACCUCGCCAACAAGAUUGUCGGCCUCUUCAAACAGGCCGGCAUCAAGGCCGACAUUGAUCCCCGCCGUGGCCUCGAUCAUGGUGCCUGGGUCCCCCUCAAGAUGCUCUUCCCCAAGGCCGACAUUCCCGUUCUCCAAGUUUCCAUCCCUUACUCUUACAAGCCUGAGCAAGUCUGGGCCAUGGGCCGCGCCCUCGCCCCCCUCCGCAACGACAACAUCUUCCUCAUGGGCUCGGGCAGUAUCACCCACAACCUCAUGGAGUGGCGCUCCCACACGCACGGCUCAAACGCUCGCUAUGCCGUUGAUUUCGAAGCCUGGGUCCGCAAGAAUGUCGUCGAUCACAACAAGGAUGCCCUCUGCAACUACCUGGACAACCCUGAUGGUGCCCGCGCCCACCCCUCCCCUGACCACUACCUGCCCCUCCUCUUUGCGGCCGGUGCUGCCAGCCAAGACGGCAAGGUCGAGGUUCUCGAAGGUGACAUGCGCUUCGGCAUGCUCUCCAUGGAUUCCUUCGUGUUCCACUAGACGCAACACACACUAAAAUAGGACUGCAUCCCCAGUCUCGGGCCGGCCUGCACAUGCGCGCCUGUGCUUUUGCUAAAUUUUCCAGAGUGCCCUGUCAUCCUUCGUCUUCUUUUUUUCUUCCCCCGUCCACUCUCUUUGCCCCAUGUGCUUCGAUUUUGAGGGAGAGCAGUGGAUACCGUCUUUCUCAUCCCUUUGCAUCCCAUGCUCACUCAUCCUUGACCGCUGGUCGGUCGCCUGGCCUCUGGAACCGGGAUAAUCUCAUUCUCCUAACUUGCAUUCUCUUAACUUGUGUGUUUUGUCGUCCGCCAUCAUGCAUUUCACCCCCGCCCGUUCCUUGUGUUCAAUUCAAGCCCUGAUCAAUCAAUCGAUAUGCCUGCC